AAGCGUUCCUGUUCCUCAGCUGGAGAUCAAUGGAAGCGAGGGCAACGUAUGGAUACAGCCGAUGUGUACAGGAAUGGGCUGCUGAGGUAUGACGGCAGGUCGGACAUGCACGCCGAGCCGACUGGAACAGUGUGAGACCACAGAUGGACGCCCUGUGUAAUGGAGCCAAGAAACCUGAGGGCAAUGAUCUCCAUGUAGACCCGCGGCCCCCUCCUGCCAAGCUGGCGCGACUGGAACAAAACGGAGCGGGACCCUCGGCCCAGGAGAGGAGCAGGCAGGGGAGCCCUGUGCCCAAAAACCCCUGUCUGGCCCAGAAACCAACCACAGUGAGGCCACAGAGCAAGAGCUUGCACAGCAGAGGGAGCCUGCUGCCAGUGUUCUGUGUGGUGGAGCACAAGGAAAGCCCUCUGGAAAGAGACAGGAGAGAAGAGCAUGCUGAGUUUGUGUUGGUCAAGAGAGAUCUGCUGUUUAACCAGCUGAUAGAGAUGGCCCUGCUGACGCUGGGCUACUCGCACAGCUCUGCUGCACAGGCCAAAGGUCUGAUCCAGGUGGGCAAGUGGAACCCGGUGCCUCUGUCCUGUGUGACAGACGCUCCUGAUGCCACAGUGGCUGAUAUGCUGCAGGAUGUUCACCAUUGUAUCACCCUUAAGAUACAGCUGCACAGUUGUCCCAAACUGGAAGACCUGCCAGCUGAGCAGUGGAGUCACUCGACAGUGAGAAACGCUCUGAAGGAGCUCCUAAAGGACAUGAAUCAGAGCACCCUGGCCAAGGAGUGCCCACUGUCCCAGAGUAUGAUAUCAUCUAUUGUAAAUAGCACUUACUAUGCAAAUGUGUCAGCUGCCAAGUGUCACGAGUUUGGUCGUUGGUACAAGCACUUCAAGAAGACCAAAUGCUUCAAGGAGAUUGACAGCUUCACCGACCAGUCCACACAUAUCACCCUCACCCAGCAGCCAAUCACAAGUAGCCCAGCUGAUCCGAGCUCCACCCUUCUUUUCUCUCGCGGAGAAGUACCCAACAUAUGUGGCCGCCCCCCACUCGGCCGCCGCCCUCACGGGUUGGUGACCCAGCCUCUCAGCUCCCAAAUGGUCAACCAGCAGCUUGUGAUGGCUCAGUUUCUCAACCAGCAGUAUGCUGUUAGCCGCAUGCUAGCUGGCCAGGGUCUCUCACCGUCCCCACAGCAGUAUCUUAACCAUCCACCUGUCGGGAGGGCUCCCGCCAAGGUCUUCUCCAAGACCCCUGAUUCUCAAGCCCCGCAGCAGGCACACUGCGGCCCGGGGGGAGGCCCUGCAGCCACGCCGCCAACCCAGACAACGGCUGGGUCGUCUGUGGGGCCAUCAGACGUGCCAAGUGACAUCUAUCACUGUGUGAGGGAGGAACUGAAGAGGGCGGGCAUCUCCCAAGCCAUCUUUGCCCGGGUGGCCUUUAACAGGACCCAGGGCCUGCUGUCAGAGAUCCUGCGGAAGGAGGAGGACCCUAUGCACGCCUCCCAGUCUCUGCUGGUCAACCUGCGCGCCAUGUACAGCUUCCUGCAGCUCCCCGAGGCUGAGAGGGAGCGCAUCUACCAGGAGGAGAAAGACCGAAGCCUGAUUGGAUUCACCCCCAGCUGCAAUAACACGCCACCGAGACCCACACAGGCGAGACUGUCCCCAGUCGCAGGAGACAGAGGGUUGAGGACAGACAGUUGUGUUCUCAAUGUGAGCGCUGCUAUCUAUGACGAGAUUCAGCAUGAGAUGAAGAGAGCCAAGGUGUCGCAGGCUCUGUUUGCGAAGGUGGCCGCCUCCAAGAGUCAGGGCUGGCUGUGUGAGCUGCUGCGAUGGAAGGAAGACCCCAGCCCAGAGAACCGGACCCUGUGGGAGAACUUGUGCAUGAUCCGCCGGUUCCUCAGCCUGUCCCAGACUGAACGAGACGCCAUCUAUGAACAGGAGAGCAGCAACACGACAGCACAGCAGCACUGCACAGACAGGCUCACGCUGCUCAGCAGUGACAAUGCACUGUAUCAACGCAACUCACCGCUGCCACAGCAACAUCAUCUUCAACCCCAUCAGCCUCUGCAGCCUGAGGCAGGGCCUCACCUGUCUCCACGGCAACCAUGUGCCGCAUCACCGGCCGAGUCUGAGGCUGGGGGCAACUGGGGGCAGAUGAGAAUGCGUUUGCAGGGGAGGGGUAGCAGUAAUGGUGAGAGAGGGGACAAUAAGGACUGGGUUGAGGGGGGGCGAGGAGAGAGGAGCAGUUUGGGAGGGGACUGGUGUUGUACUGUGAGGGUGAGGGACAAGGGUGCAGAGAGCAAGGAGCAUGUGAGGGAUGGAAAUGUGGGUGAGGACAGGAUUAAUGAGACCGCUGGAGACAGUGAGGAGGGCAGGGUUAAGGAGAAUCUCACUAUGAAGUGGCCUGGUGUGAGGGAUGAGGACCGAGGAGGGGCUGGGGUUUGUUCAGAGGCGGAUAACGAGGCCCGUGGUGGAGAUGAGGUCGAAGGUGAGGGGCUGAGAGUGUCCCACGAAGCGCUGGGAAUCCUGCAGAGCUUCAUCCAGGACGUGGGCCUCAACCCAGACGAGGAGGCGAUCCACACCCUGUCGGCUCAGCUGGGCCUGCCCAAACACACCAUCCGGAGAUUCUUCAACAGCCAGGACCACGACCAACAUCAGCUCGGCAGCCAGAGCCCGAAACACGGUCGAGACAGGCGGCGUGGCCGCACAGAGCCAGACCUCUCCCACACAGAGAUAACUGCAGAGGAGCAGGAGGAGGGAGGUGAUGGGAAGACUGACGCAGAAGGAAAGGAGGAGGAGAAGCUAACAGGAAAUGAAGGGAGCGAGAUAACAGUUUUGAAAGAAUCAGACGUUGGCACUCAAACCAUUCCCCCUAUGAAGGAGGAGCAGGAGAGCUACAUCUGACCAAGAGACAUAGCGCGGGUGACUCACAGAGGUUUGGUAUCGGAGGGUUAUAAAGGUGCGCGUCCUUAAAUGCUGUGGAAAGACUAA
Messenger RNA from Chelmon rostratus (copperband butterflyfish), 2975 nucleotides. It is a transcript of the gene satb1a, whose product is annotated as SATB homeobox 1a. The transcript has 11 exons. Lineage: Eukaryota; Metazoa; Chordata; Actinopteri; Chaetodontiformes; Chaetodontidae. Gene Ontology annotation, molecular function: DNA-binding transcription factor activity, RNA polymerase II-specific; RNA polymerase II cis-regulatory region sequence-specific DNA binding. The record is from RefSeq and is a predicted model, not a curated record. Gene Ontology annotation, biological process: chromatin remodeling; regulation of transcription by RNA polymerase II. The coding region runs from base 144 to 2888 and encodes 914 amino acids.